UAACUAUUUUACUGUCAGCAAUGGCUGUGUACUGCCCCUAAAAUAGUAAGGGUAAAAUCGGAGUUCUGUGUUUAGCCACCUCUCUCUCUCUCUCUCGCGCAACACAAACAAUGGAAGCCGUUUACGACUCUGAACGGACAAAGGAAAUGGAUCAGCAGAAGCAGCAGAAGAUGAACAAAAUUAUUUGCAGAUCCGAAGUCAUAAACCUUCUCAAAGCAAUAGAUCUAGCCAACAUGCUUCUUCAGAUCUCUGAUCCUAUGCAUGGAGAUGUUAUCAUUCUCACUUUGAGGCAUCCCAGAACAGUUCGAAGAAGGGUCAGUUUCAUUCCAAAUAUCAAACUCCUUGUCGGAUUCUCCAUCUUCAUUUCAGAAAUAUUUUAUGUUUCCAUCCACAAUGAACCCAUGAACCAGGAGGAGAGGGCACUUUUGAUCUUAAUGCUUUUAAUUGGUUCCAUGAUUUUUAUUCUAUUGAUUGAGAUAUCACAGCUGAUUCCCCAUAGACUAGCAGCAAUAGAAGAACGAAGGCUGCUCCGUCUAGUUGGGUGGAUCCAGGAAGCCCUACUUAUUACAUUGUCUGGUACCAUGAUUUACUGGAAUUUGAGAACACCAGUGGAGCCACCAGUGAUUAUUAGCUAUUCUUUUGUAUAGUGUUUAUUCCAGUUGUGCAUGUUGUAAUUCUAUGGCUGAGUAUUCAUUUAGAUGGCUUAAUUUGCAAGUAAUCGAGAAUGAUAUUAUUUGUGUGUA
This is a messenger RNA of Juglans regia (Persian walnut), 743 nucleotides long. RefSeq lists its product as uncharacterized. The transcript has 4 exons. The coding region runs from base 111 to 647 and encodes 178 amino acids. NCBI's taxonomy places the organism in Eukaryota, Viridiplantae, Streptophyta, Magnoliopsida, Fagales, Juglandaceae. The record is from RefSeq and is a predicted model, not a curated record.